Messenger RNA from Coniosporium apollinis CBS 100218, 1389 nucleotides. RefSeq lists its product as uncharacterized. The coding region runs from base 1 to 1389 and encodes 462 amino acids. The transcript is spliced from 4 exons. The record is from RefSeq and is a predicted model, not a curated record. Gene Ontology annotation, cellular component: fungal-type vacuole membrane. NCBI's taxonomy places the organism in Eukaryota, Fungi, Ascomycota, Dothideomycetes.
AUGGCAACAGCCCGCGAAGCAACGACCGGUGCCUCCGACUUUGGCAUGCUCCACGACCUCGCGCACGAACUAGAAUCUCGCCAUGAGCCGCGCUCAGAGCGCGUGAAGCAGCUUCACACGUCCGCAUUCGAGCCCAUGGUGCGAUCUCGCAAUGCGCCGGAGACGGGCCUGCCCGGUUGGCACGAAGCUGUUGGAUGCUUCCUCGUCCUCUUUAGCGCCUGGGGCCCCGUCAACGCCUUCGGAGCUUUCCAAGCGUACUACGACACAGUCUACACCCCGCAACAAGAGGUCUCGUUAGCCUUGAUCUCCUGUAUCGGCUCCGUGCAAGCAUCCCUGGUUCUCUUCUUGGGGUUCGCCGCCGGCCGGCUCGUCGAUGCGGGACACUUCGACUAUGUGGCUGUCUUGGGCUUCAUCCUUACGGUGGCAGGAUGGUUCGGGGCUGCUGUGGGCAAGCAGUACUGGCACGUACUCUUGACGCAAGGCCUCUGUGUAGGCGUCGGUUCGGGCCUUGCCUUGGCGCCGGUGGUUCGGAUUAUGGAAGUUCCUGGGCCUGGCCGGUUGGUCUUCAAUGUCUCUGCCAUGGGCGGCAGUAUCGGCGGCAUCGUCUUUUCGUUGCUUGUCGGCAAACUCGAACGCCGGAUCGGCUGGGCCUGGGCAGUCCGUACAGUGGCCUUCGUGACAGUUGUGCCGCUGCCCAUUGGCCUGGCUAUGCUGCGCUCGUCCCUUCGCCCGAGACUCAGGUCGGCAAGGCGGGCAGUUGAUAUCACAGCAUUUUCAGAUUCGCCAUACUUGGUGAUUGUCGUCGCGCUUGUCCCAGCGCUAAUGGCCUUCUUCGUACCGUUCUUCUACGUCCAAGGCUUUGCGAUGAAAAUCAGCCUGGAUUGGGACCUUUCGGUAUAUUCGCUUGUGAUCAUGAAUGUCGCGAGCCUCGUCGGAAGGGUGCUGGGCACUGCCGUCGCGGAGGGCUGUGAAAGGUCCACCUCUUUCGGCGGGCUAAUGGCGUUCACCAUCUCAUCCGGCAUCAUAGUCUUCCUAUGGUUGCUGGUCGAUUCGACCGGAUUCCUGUUCAUCGUAGCUGCGCUAUACGCGCUGAACUCUAGCGCUAUGCUGGCAGUGAUACCAGCCGUAGUCGCCUAUCUCUGUCCCGAUCCGACAAGGUUGAAGACCCGUAUCCGGAUGAUGUGGUCUCUCGGGUCCAUCGGAGUUCUCGUCGGACCGCCGCUCGCAGGAAUAUUAUACGAGUACCAGAACAGAGACGCUGAUCCUGCGCAUCGAAGCAAGGGGGGCUUGAGCUUUGAUGGUCUUCUGGUUUUUGCUGCUUCGAUGCUGAUACUGUCGGCGGUGCUGAUGGUGGGUGCGAGGCUUCUGAAGAGCCGCGGAGAACGCUAA